Messenger RNA from Vitis vinifera (wine grape), 414 nucleotides. RefSeq lists its product as uncharacterized. Gene Ontology annotation, molecular function: cysteine-type peptidase activity. Gene Ontology annotation, biological process: proteolysis. Bases 44 to 346 code for a protein of 100 amino acids. The transcript has 4 exons. NCBI's taxonomy places the organism in Eukaryota, Viridiplantae, Streptophyta, Magnoliopsida, Vitales, Vitaceae. The record is from RefSeq and is a predicted model, not a curated record.
AAUAGAGUUGUUGGAUUCAUUAAUUGACGGAAGGAAAAAACGGAUGGAUGCCUUCAUAGAGAAACUGGUGAACGUUUUGUCAACUGUCAUUGGGAUUCAAGAAAGAAGACCAUCAGUGGACAUGACAGAAUUUGAAUUUGUUGUUCCAGAAGUUGUCCAACAAUUGAAUCCAACGGAUUGUGGCAUAUUUGUAAUGAAGUUUAUGCAAUUAUGGAGUAACCGUGGAAUUUCUCGUGCAAUUGCAAAUGACAAGGUCAUAAAGUACAAGGAAAAACUCCUAACACAACUGAUAAUGUCUCCAGAAAAUGAAGUCAGGGAAAAUGUCUACCAGGCUAUGGAUCAAUGAUGUUGUAAUUUUUUUGGUUUAUAGUUGUUGAUAUUUUUUUAUAGUCUGAUAGAGUUCCAUUUCCAAAU